Messenger RNA from Triticum urartu, 2303 nucleotides. RefSeq names its product protein IQ-DOMAIN 31. NCBI's taxonomy places the organism in Eukaryota, Viridiplantae, Streptophyta, Magnoliopsida, Poales, Poaceae. Gene Ontology annotation, molecular function: protein binding. The record is from RefSeq and is a predicted model, not a curated record.
CUUGCUGUCGCCGUCACCUCACCUUGCUGCUGCUGCUGCUACCACACUACCAGCCAGCCAGAGGCAGCCUCCUCUCCCCGGAAUGGAGGCGUAGGAGGGCGUCCGAGCCAGACAGACAGAGAGCGGGAGCUAGGGUUCCGCCGCAUCCUCCUCUUCCUCCUCCGGGUCUGAAGUCUCCGGCGGGCGGCGGGCUAGGAGGCGGCGACGAUGGGGAAGUCCCCGGCCAAGUGGCUCAAGUCCGUGCUCUUCGGGAAGAAGACCUCCAGGUCUGGCUCCGCCAAGGCCAAGGAUUUAUCGAAGACCGGGAGCAACAGAGGGUAUGUUGCUGCUGGGAAGGAGCCCGGGUUCUCGGAGAGCUCCCCGGUGAUCUCCGAGCCGGUGCUCGUCACCCCGCGCAACAACGACGCCGUGCCGGAGGUGGGGAAGGGUGAGAAUUCCAGCUCGCAAGGCGAAGCGGUGGUGCAGCACGAAGUGAACCAUGAUUUGGAUAAGCAGAGCACUGUCGGGUCUGAUGUGCUGUCCAAUGACCCGGAGCGGCUGAAGGAAGAACAAGCAGCCGUCAAGGCCCAAGCUGCCUUCCGAGGCUACCUGGCACGUCGGGCUUUCCGUGCAUUGAAAGGAAUCAUACGACUUCAGGCGCUGAUUCGUGGCCAUCUUGUAAGGAGGCAAGCUGCUUCAACUCUCCGUGCUACAUGGUUGAUUGUGAAGUUCCAAGCUAUUGUUCGUGGUAGAAAUGUCAGACUCUCUAGUGAUGCAAUUCAAUUCAGUUGGAAGCUUGCCGAGCAGAAGUCUGUGGGUACUAAACCAGAUGCAUGGAGGGAGAAGUUAGCUUCAAACGCAUUUGCCCGUAAGCUUCUGGCUUCACCGAUUCUGGUAGAGGCUCUUCACUUUCAGUAUGACGAGAGGGAUCCCAAUUCAGCCUUCAACUGGUUAGAGAGAUGGACCAUAAGCCGUGUCUGGAAACCUGUUUACCAAACAAAGAGAAAUGCUAUUGCUGAUGCCAAACCGCAGACGAAGAGGGCCAGUUACGCUAUGGAAACAGAGUCAGGGAAAUUGAAACGCAAUGCUCGGAAGAGUUCUGCAAUGUCAGUUGAGCCCACCCCUCCGACAAACAUGCCGUUGGAAACUGAAAAAACAAGAAGGAACCCAAGGAAAUUCACUAGCACUCCUGCUGAUUCAGUGCCUGAUAGCCAAUUAACUGAACUUGAGAAGGUUAAGCGUAGCCUUCGGAAGGUAACUAAUUCCAUGGCCGAAGCCUCAAAGGUAUCUAGUCCUGCAACUGAAACCCCUGACCACCCAGAGAUCCAAUUUGAGAAACCACAACGUACUGCACAGGAAGUUCCAGUUUAUCCUGAGAUUCAAGAACCUCACCAUGAUGAUCUUCUGGAAAAUGCGAAGGUGGAUAUCUUUGUACCUGAUCUCAAACCUGAGGUGGAAGUUACUCCAUAUGCAGUCACAACUGAAGAAAAACUUAAUGAGCCGACUGUUGUUGCUACAACAGCUGAAGUUAUGCCUCUGCAAGACAUUGACAAUGAAGAAAAUGCUUUGGUGAAUGAUGCGGAGCAGAGAUCCAGAGAAGAACCUCUCUCCGCCGAAAGCCUUAAAGGUGGCAACAGGAGGUCUUCGUUCUCAACGAAGCCAGAAUAUCCAGAGAACGGGUCCAAAAACUCUCCUGCUGUGCCCAGCUACAUGGCUGCAACAAAAUCUGCGAAGGCGAAGCUGCGGGGACAGAUAUCACCUAGACUUAGCGCUGAUUCAGCAGAAAAAACUGUCUACACACGCCGCCAUUCCCUUCCUUCCCCUGCCAAUGGUAAGCAGAACUCGCACUCGCCGCGUACACAAAGGCCAAUCCAUCCUGGUACCAAAGAGGGAGCGAAAGUUGACAAGUCUAUGCUGUCAUCAAGAGACGCAGCUGAGAGACCGAUGAAAGCUGAAUGGAGACGGUGAAGACGUGGAUCCUCCAUUCCAUUUGAGUAGCGUGGCGACGGACGUUUGGGUGGACGGCAGCUUGCUCCUCUGAUUGUUUUGCUUCUGAUGUAAAAAAUGUUCUCUCUGGUCUGCUGCCGCGACAUCAAGGGGACCUGCUUAAUUUGUUGUGGUGUUGCCUACCUGGUGCCUGAGUUUGACUUAUUUUUAUAGGGUUUUGCGACGGUCGUGCCGCCUUUGGCUUGUGUCUUGUAUAGCUGAAGUUUGUUCCCCAGUUUGUUUUGGUUCGCCUUUGAGAUACCGUGCGUUGUUAAGUGAGAUCAAGAGACAGACAAGAUGCUGAUGUUAGCGAGUACUUGGGCUGUUUGGUUGGUUUA